AAAAGAGUGAAAAAGGGAAACAAAACAAAUCAAGACACAGAAAGGAUGGGUUUUGAUAUCAAAACCAUUGGGUUGCUAUUCCUCUCAAUCUGUUUGUUAUCUCUUUGCCAUGACCAAAAAUUGUUACCAACGGUGGCCGGAGAGGAUUGUGAUGUGGACCUGCGUGGCUUUGAAAUAGAGUGCAUGUAUUACAUGAACAAGGGUGAACCUUCAACUUUGAUAAACCCCAACGAUCGGUGCUGUAAAGUCAUAAAAAAUGCCAACAUACCAUGUUGCUGCCGUAAUCUUGGUCGGAAAUUGGUUUACCCGCCUGGAUAUACCAUAGCAGAUCUGCUUAAUUGGAAGAAAGUGUUGCACUGCAUGAACUAUUGUGGCAGACCUCUCACUCCUGCCUCCAAAUGUGGAAAUUUCAUUGUUCCACGAGGGCCACCCCCCAAGUAAAGAGUUGAAGUUGGAGUAAUGACUUUGUAUGCUGCUUUUGAAGUCAGAUAAAUAAGAGUGGAUUGUAG
This is a messenger RNA of Abrus precatorius (Indian licorice), 509 nucleotides long. RefSeq lists its product as uncharacterized. NCBI's taxonomy places the organism in Eukaryota, Viridiplantae, Streptophyta, Magnoliopsida, Fabales, Fabaceae. The transcript has 3 exons. The record is from RefSeq and is a predicted model, not a curated record. The coding region runs from base 46 to 441 and encodes 131 amino acids.